ACAAGGCUUCUGUUUACAAAGAGAUGCUCCGUUGCUGCUCCAUUGGAAGUUGGAAUUUCAUAAAUUUAGAGGGGGAAAAUAAACUAAAGCACUCCCUGAAUUACAGAAUUCCAUUACGAUAUCUCGAUGAACACAAAAAGCAACAGCUUGUCAUCAGAGAUGCUUGCCAAGCGUGCAAACGGCUUGGAACCAAAGGUGCACAUCAAAAUAGUUGGUUUGAUUAAAGAGCAAGAUUUUCAUUUUGCCAAGAGCAUCAUUGAGGGACUAAAACAGAAGUUUCCCCGCGAGUUUGCGGAUCCAGAAAUUUGUCCGUUACUUGAAUUUGACUGGCAUGCAUACGUGGACGGCCAGAAGAGGGAGUUACGUGGCGAAGUCUGGCAGUUCUCCAGCGGCGUCAUGUGCUUCGUGGACGAGCAGUUCAUUGGGGACAGCGGCGCGCUCGCUGCCUGGGCGCAGGACCAGUGGGCCUUCACGUGCGAGCAGCCGCACGCUUCCUGCGUGGACGAAUACUACCUGAAACAUCUCCGCGCAACUAAGCACAGGUUUGUCUUCAUGGACAUUGAGAUUGGAGAAGAGCCCGUGGGGAGGUUGUUGUUUGAGCUCUUCUCCGACGUGUGUCCAAGGACGUCGUGGAACUUUGAGGCUCUGUGCACAGGAGAGCGAGGCCAGGCGACCGGCGGCUACCCGCUUUGGUACAAGGGCUCCUUGUUUCAUCGAGUGGUCCCCAACGGCUGGGUGCAAGGCGGAGAUAUUAAUCCUGCAAGAAAAGGAAACGGAGGCGAAGCCAUCUAUGGAGAAACCUUUGACGACGAGAGUUUUGCUCUUUCUCACACAAAGCGAGGCACCCUCGGAAUGGCCAACAAGGGCCCCCACAGCAACGGCUCCCAGUUCUACAUCACCCUGCAGCCAACUCGGUGGAUGGACUUGACCUACGUUGCGUUCGGUCAAGUGGUUGAAGGUGUGGAUGUCCUCAAGAGGAUAGAAGAGGCCCCGACCACCAAUCAAAGACCCAAAAAGGAAUGUACAGUCGUAAACUGUGGCGUAUUUAAAUUAUAGCUUAUAUAGCCCCUUUGAAAGCUAUGAAUAAAAUAAGUGAUUUUUAAAACAAAUUUGAAAUGUUAUCAUGAUAAAAAGUCUCUUCACACUGAACAACUCAUAUUAAACUAGAGUACAGCCUCGGUUCUCGAACAAAUUGGUUUUCCAAUGAAAUUUUGGAGAUUUUUUUUCGCUCUUGCUUUCGAACGAGGUGGCACGGUGGCGCAGCUGAUAAAGAGUUGGCCUCACAGAACCCGGGUUCGAUCCCGGCCCCACCUGAGUGGAGUUCGCAUGUUCUCCCCGUCCCUGCGUGGGUUUUCUCCGGGCACUCCGGUUUCCUCCCACAUCUCAAAAACAUGCAACGUUAAUGAAUUGGACAGUCCAAAUUGCCCCGAGGUGUGAUCGUGACGCGACUGUUGUCAGUCUGCAUGUGCCCUGGGAUUGGUCGGUAACCAGUUCAGGGUGUACCCCGCCUCCUGCUCGUUGACAGCUGGGAUACCCUCCAGCGCUCCCCGCGACCCUCGUGAGGAUAAGCGGUAAAGAAAAUGGAUGAAUGGAUGUUUUCGAACGGAAAUCGGUACUCGAACGUCCCCAACAAAACACGGAAAUAACAGAACGCGCGCAGCCAGACCAGCUGACCCACGACGCGCUUUGUUAUUGUCUAAUUCGAACGCGUCGUGGAAAAAAAAAUGAAAAACAUAACCCGCGGGCCCCGACCAGCUGGACCGCGACGGGCGUUGUUAUUGUCUAUAACACAGCCUCGAUUCGGUUUACGAACAAAUCAGUUUUCAAACUGCCUUCUGGAACGGAUUGUGGUCGAGAACCGAGGUUGUACUGUAUUGUAUAUAUUUUUUUUUUACUCAUGCUGAUUUCCACAUCAAUUUAUUUCAUGACUUCCUUCCAUUUGAUUUUUGUGUCGCUUGUUGUCACAUAAGUCACAGUACAGAGAGAUUUCGUCAAUUGAAACUCUAAAGAAGUGAUAGACCUACCUGUAAAGAUGAAAAUUUGUUAAUUUUUUGUUGGUUCUGAAUCAUUUCACUGGCCUGCAGAGUCCGAACAACCUUUUGAAUGAAUUAGAAUGAAUGACGAUACAACAAAUAUGUGUAUCGAAUGAAUACAUCUUGGUUUACAGCGUAGACGUGAGUAAAUUCUGAUGAU
Syngnathoides biaculeatus (alligator pipefish) is the source of this 2193-nucleotide messenger RNA. RefSeq names its product peptidylprolyl isomerase (cyclophilin)-like 6 (gene ppil6). Bases 127 to 1056 code for a protein of 309 amino acids. The record is from RefSeq and is a predicted model, not a curated record. Gene Ontology annotation, biological process: protein peptidyl-prolyl isomerization. Gene Ontology annotation, molecular function: peptidyl-prolyl cis-trans isomerase activity. Lineage: Eukaryota; Metazoa; Chordata; Actinopteri; Syngnathiformes; Syngnathidae. The transcript has 10 exons.